AUGGAGAUUCAGAUAAGCUUACCAGUGUUCUUUUUGCACCCACCAUUAUGACUUAAUAGGGGUGCAUCGAUACACCAACCUAAUGAUACAAUAUGCAUCAUGAUAUUCAGUUCACAAUAAGAUGCAUGUCACGAUACAUUACAUUUAUUAUAAAUAUAGAUUCCAUGACAUUAUGGCUUCAAAGAAAAGAAUUUUACCUUCUUGGAUGAAACUUUGUGAAUCAGAAAAAUUUAAGGAAGAAAAUGUCGAGUCAUCCCCCAAAAAGUGUAGAGAAACUCGUAUAUUGGAGGCAGGAGAAACCUUUAGUCAAAUUCUGAGUGAUUCAAUGAAAGAAAUGUCCUUUAGUGGGUCAUUAGUUUACUCCCACCAUAAAUCUGACUGCAAUCUUCUGUGUGAGGAGAUAGAAAUGGCUCUCUGUGAUAAGGUAGGGGCCUUUAUCGGGUUUGAUAUGGAAUGGCCUGUGACAUAUCGCCCAGGAAGACAAGCAAAGACUGCUGUGUUACAGUUGUGUACUGCAGCUGAUGUGUGUUAUGUUUUCCACUUGUCGUGUAUUGGAGGGCUUCCCUUUGGACUUCGACAACUUCUUUUAAGUCCAAAGGUUUUUAAGGUUGGAGUGGGAAUUCAAUCAGAUUUGUGGAAACUAGAACGAGAUUUUGGUAUUUCUGUUGGACCUGUACUGAAGUCUAGUGUGGUUGAUUUGAGUGAUUAUGCCAAUCAGGCACUUAAGACUAGAGAAACAUGGAGUUUAGAUGGACUUGUUAGGCAUUUGUUUGGAGAAAAAAUCAACAAAAAUCCUUCGCUACGCAAAAGUGACUGGUCAGAGUUUCCUCUAUCAGAUUUACAGCAAAGAUAUGCUGCCACAGAUGCCUACGUUUCAUAUCUUAUUUAUGAAAAGUUGAAUAAAAUGAUGAAUAAUGUUGUCGUAUCAAAAACAUAACAUGAAUUAUUGUGAUAUAAUAUUCUUUCGUUGAAUGGUAGGUGGUAGUUAUAAAGAGAUUAUAUAAUAGUACUGUAUUUGCCUGUUGGUGCCAGUUUCAAUUAAAAAAAAACAUAAGCACUCCAUCUAAAGACUUUUUGAUGUUAAUCAUUUUUAAUAGCCCAAAAUGAAUUGGAUCUAAUUCCUCCUUUUUUCCAAUUUUUAAGUCCCCUGGGUGGUUAAUCAGGCAGAUACAUGAUUGUAUGUUAUGACAUUUCUCAGGAUCUUCAAACUAUAAUAGUAGCAAUGAGAUAUUAUACAUGUGAUAUGCUAUAAAUGAAUGUCAUAUUUAAUUCAUACAAGACUUUUAAUUUAUUUUUGUGUGAAAUAUUGUUAAAUGUUACAUGUUAAAUAAAUACAUUUUUUAUA
This is a messenger RNA of Saccostrea echinata, 1345 nucleotides long. RefSeq names its product bifunctional 3'-5' exonuclease/ATP-dependent helicase WRN-like. Gene Ontology annotation, molecular function: nucleic acid binding; 3'-5' exonuclease activity. The record is from RefSeq and is a predicted model, not a curated record. The transcript has 2 exons. NCBI's taxonomy places the organism in Eukaryota, Metazoa, Mollusca, Bivalvia, Ostreida, Ostreidae. Gene Ontology annotation, biological process: nucleobase-containing compound metabolic process. The coding region runs from base 122 to 937 and encodes 271 amino acids.